Molecule: messenger RNA, 771 nt
Organism: Aspergillus ruber CBS 135680
Lineage: Eukaryota; Fungi; Ascomycota; Eurotiomycetes; Eurotiales; Aspergillaceae
Exons: 3
Coding region: 463-771 (102 amino acids)
Source: RefSeq, a predicted model, not a curated record
UUAGUGGUGAUAUGUUUGGCGGAGUUGUGGGCAUCCCUGCAGAGAAGCAAGGCUGGUAGAUUGUAUUGCUUCUGCCACGCGAGCUGUAUGUGAAGGACAUCCUGAAUGUGGUAAACAAUGACCUUGUGCAGGAGACUAGGUCAUGGCAUGUGGCCAACGACCCUGGCGACUGUGUGUUGAACUUGAGACCCUUGGAAUUGAUAUUGUGCUGGAGACUUUUGAUGCUAUUACUAGAGUCCCAAGUUUCGAUGAACCAGGCGGUCUCAACCGAAGGCACCAUUCCAUUCGACUGCUCUCCUGGAGCAAGUCUUUUCACUCUUAUGUCCGACUCUCCUUUCCCAGAAUAAGCGCGUGACUCCACCUUGCAGUUUUUUUUCCAGAUUCUGGCCAUGGAAGAAGAGUGAACUACCAUCUACUACCAAUAUUCGGACGAAUCCAUCAUCAUUGACCACUACAACACCAAUGCUGCCUCAAAUUACCAGUGGCAUCGAUGCGUCCACCAAAUCCGGACGCCUUCACCUCUUCGACAUCAACGGCAGCUGCCCAGCACCCUACUCCUCACAGGCUCUGGACCUUAUUACUAAUGUCGACAACUCUGUUUUGGAGGUAUACGUCUACGGGCACUUUGCGAUGUCUACUUAUGUUCGGUAUCCUCGGUAUGCAGAAUUCACCGAAAUUCACUUCUUCCACAACGGCAAGGGUGAGGUCCCAUACAGCAACAUUCGCGUUGUGGAUGGCUUGUACUAUUCGUACCCUGGGAGAGCGCAGUAA